AAGCUGGAGAAUUUUACCUGCAAUCUGAGGGGUCUGAAGCACCCUCAGACAUGUCCAGUUCCGAGUCAUGAAGUCACCUUAAGACAGCUCGAACACAGCCGCUCGUCGGUCCUGCCUUACCCUGCCUUACUGUGUGAGUGGCCUCUGGCUUGAAACAUUGAUAGAGGUCGACUUGUCAAUCGACGGAGGGAUCUCGAUUUUUUUUGUACCUGAGGUCCGACUGUCACUUUUUUGACUGGCGAAGUCAGACCGUGUGACAUGCACAUGGACAGCUAAAACAUCAAAGGUACGCUCAACAACAGCUGGCAUCGUCUUGACCUCCCGUCAUGCGGAUUUUUGUGCUGAGCUGUGCCAUUGCACUGCUUCUCUCCGUCUCUAGUGCAGUUGCAGCAUUGACGAAUGCACAGCGACUAGCUCGUGGUCUGCCAAUUUUACCUCCCAAGUUUGGUCGCGCUCUGCCAGGUUAUGCAAGGACGCCAACAGUAGCUGGUACUUCUAAACCCAUAUCUCAAGUACUUGCACUAACUAAUGUAUUUACUGGUCGGAUCCUGGUCAAGAGCCACAAUGGCAAGCCACUAGGAUAUCUACAUAACCGGGUCUCAGGAAUAAAUGGCGUAAACUUUGGUGCCUCAAGCGCGAACCUGCACGUGUCGUUCACCACGUCUCGAUCUGGAAAGGGGCUUAUCGACAUACAGGUCAUCGACGCCGCAUUUCCUGGGCCUCAUUAUAUUGGGACGACCAGCAACCACACCCUCGCCACUGGCUCCUCAACAGCCGUCGGCUUUGGCAACGUCGUUAGAACUAUUUGGACAUUCAAUCCCAGAACUAAUGAACUGCAGGUGCACUACGUAAAUCUCGACGGCCAUACGGCAAAGACAACUAUCGCAUACAAGAUUCAUGACAACACCAUAUUCUUUGUUGGUGACAUCGGUGCCUAUAAUGCCGCUCAAGUCAAUCGUGAUUAUCACGUUUCACCUAUUACGUUUUACCUUGAUUCUGCGGUUGAAAAAUAAGGAAACGAUGUUCUAGAAAGGUUCUCCCUCUUCCAUCUUUUGACAUUCCCUUCAUUUUCUACGUCACUCUUUUAUUAAUUUCAGUUCAAGUCGUGGGUUCACCAAAUUGGGUCUCUCAUUCGGACUUUGAAAACUGCGUUGGUCUUUAGAUCUCUGACAUUCAUUUACAUACUGCCUAUUCCCAACUCGUACUAACUUGAAGUUUGAGCUGCAUGUGUUCUACACAUCUGGAAUAUAUACCUUAGACUGUUGUUCA
This is a messenger RNA of Suillus subaureus, 1269 nucleotides long. RefSeq lists its product as uncharacterized. The coding region runs from base 327 to 1013 and encodes 228 amino acids. The record is from RefSeq and is a predicted model, not a curated record. The transcript has 9 exons. NCBI's taxonomy places the organism in Eukaryota, Fungi, Basidiomycota, Agaricomycetes, Boletales, Suillaceae.